UAAAUUGAGAUGUCUACAAUAUUGGGGCAGGAGCAGAGUAUUUAUAUCACCCACGAGCUUUUGCAUCUUCUCCUGCACCUUCAUCACUUCUCCUUUCUCUUUCUGUUUUCUUUCCGGAGACAUUUGUCUGAUCUCAGUAUCAUUAUCGAUUACAACCAUUCAAACACAGCCUUGAGAAAGAAAAAAAAAAUGAUACAAGAGAAGAAACAUGACCUAGUAAUAUUAGCAUAAUGGUCAGAUCACACAAGCAACAACCACGCGUAUCUACUACUUACAUCCGAUCUCUCGUGAAGCAACAGCUUGCCUCUUCCACCACUAUGACUACAACCACCACAACCGCAGAUAGCAGCAAAACCCCAACGCAAACACAAACGCAAACGCAGACGCACAAGAAACAAGUGAGAAGACGACUCCACACGACCCGUCCUUACCAAGAGCGUCUCCUUAACAUGGCCGAAGCUCGUCGAGAAAUCGUCACCGCCUUAAAACAACAUCGCGCUUCCAUGAGACAAGCCGCCAGGGUUCCACCGCCUCCUCCACCGCAUAUUCCUUUUUCUGCACCGCCGCCCCCUCCUCCUCCGGAUCCAUUUUCUUGGUCGAAUCCACAUCUCAACUUCCUCCUCCCAAAUCAACCGUUAGGGUUAAACCUCAACUUCGACGACUUCAUCCAAAACUCAUCGUCAUCUUCUUCUUCUUCCUCAUCAUCGUCUAGUUCAUCUUCAUCAUCCUCAUCGAUGUUUCCAACGACGAAUCCGCAUAUCUACUCCUCCCCAUCACCGCCCCUUCCCACCUUCGCCACACAAUCAGACUCUGUUCCGCAUCAACCGGUGAUGGUAGCUGAGAACAACGUAGCGACGUCAGCUUGGUGGUCAGAGCUCAUGAUGAAGACGGUGGAGCCGGAUGUAAUAAAGACGGAGGAAGAAGUCGCAGUAGCCGAAGAUGACGUCUUCCCAAAGUUCAAUGACGUCAUGGAGUUUCCACCGUGGUUAAAUCCAACUGAUGAAGAAUUGUUUCAUCAUCCUUACAAUCUCACUCAUUACUCCUCCCCUCACAAUCCUCCACUAACCUGUAUGGAGAUUGGAGAAAUUGAAGGCAUGGAUGGAGACGACUGGCUUGCUUGAACCACAAAGAUUGAUUACUGUUUCUUUUUUUUAUCAGACAUGAUGAAUCAACUCUUUGGUUCUUUUCUUAUUUCUUAUUUAUUUGUUUUUCUUUCUAAUUUUUGUUUUUGUUUGGAGACAUAAUCAAGAAAGACAUUUUGAAUC
This is a messenger RNA of Raphanus sativus (radish), 1265 nucleotides long. RefSeq lists its product as uncharacterized. The record is from RefSeq and is a predicted model, not a curated record. The transcript has 2 exons. The coding region runs from base 231 to 1121 and encodes 296 amino acids. Lineage: Eukaryota; Viridiplantae; Streptophyta; Magnoliopsida; Brassicales; Brassicaceae.